CUCGUGUUGCGGCACACUUUAGAUUUCUCGCUGCGUUUAACUCUCAUUUGUUUGGGCUGUAAGUUAGCUCCAGUCCCUGCUUCCUCCUGACUCAGCUGACAGCACUUUUUGGUAGUAAGACGAUGGCGACAGUCCGCAAGAAGGUAGACAACCGGAUUCGUGUCCAGAUAGAGAAUGGAGUCGCUCUGCAGCAUCGUACCAUGUUUGUGGUGGUGGGAGAUCGUGGAAGAGAUCAGGUUGUCAUUCUGCACCACAUGCUGUCCAAAGCCGCCGUCAGAGCACGACCCUCUGUACUCUGGUGCUACAAAAAAGACCUGGGCUUCAGCAGCAAUCGGAAGAAGCGCAUGAGGCAGCUGCAGAAGAAGAUAAAAACUGGCACCUUGAACCUGAAUCAGGAUGACCCGUUUGAACUCUUCAUCGCUGCGACCAACAUCCGCUACUGUUACUACAACGAGACCCACAAGAUCCUGGGCAACACCUUCGGCAUGUGCGUCCUGCAGGAUUUUGAAGCUCUGACUCCUAAUCUCUUAGCGAGAACUGUUGAGACUGUAGAAGGAGGUGGUAUUGUGGUGUUACUGCUGAGAACAAUGAACUCUCUCAAGCAGCUGUACACAAUGACUAUGGAUGUGCACUCUCGGUACCGGACUGAGGCUCAUCAGGAUGUGGUGGGAAGGUUCAAUGAGAGGUUCAUUCUGUCGCUUGCAUCCUGCAAAAACUGUGUCGUCAUCGACGACCAGCUCAACAUCCUGCCAAUCUCCAGCCACAUGGCAAACAUCAAGCCCGUCCCUCCAAAGACUCAGGAGGACGGUUUGUCACCACGUGAACAGGAGCUGAAGGAUCUGAAGGAGUCCCUUCAGGACACUCAGCCUGUGGGUGUGUUGGUGGAUUGCUGCAGGACCAUGGACCAGGCUAAAGGAGUGCUGAAGUUCAUUGAGGCAAUCUCAGAGAAGACCCUGAGGAGCACUGUGGCUCUGACUGCUGCCCGCGGUCGAGGCAAGUCUGCAGCGCUGGGGCUGGCUGUCGCUGGAGCUGUGGCCUUUGGCUACUCCAACAUCUUUGUGACCUCACCGAGCCCGGACAACCUCCACACCAUGUUUGAAUUCAUCUUCAAAGGCUUUGAUGCUCUGCAGUAUCAGGAGCAUCUCGACUAUGAAAUCAUCCAGUCUUUGAAUCCAGAGUUCAACAAAGCUGUGGUGCGGGUGAACAUCUUCAAAGAGCAUCGGCAGACAAUUCAGUACAUCCACCCGGGUGAUGCGGUGAAGCUGGGCCAGGCUGAACUGCUGGUCAUCGAUGAGGCCGCGGCCAUCCCUCUUCCUCUGGUUAAGAAGCUGCUCGGGCCUUAUCUGGUUUUCAUGGCCUCCACCAUCAACGGCUAUGAAGGAACUGGACGCUCUCUUUCCCUCAAACUGAUUCAGCAGCUGAGGCAGCAGAGUGCAGACAGUCAGCAGAGUCUGUCAGCAGAGAACAGAACCACCAACACAGCACGGCUCGCAGCAGCCCGCUCUCUCCACGAGGUUGCUCUCCACGAGUCCAUUCGCUACGCCCCAGGUGACGCUGUAGAAAAGUGGCUGAAUGAUCUUCUCUGUCUGGACUGUCUGAACAUACCGAGGCUCAUCUCUGGCUGCCCACUUCCACAGACCUGUGACCUAUAUUAUGUGAACAGAGACACACUGUUCUGCUACCACAAAGCAUCUGAGGCGUUCCUGCAGAGGCUCAUGGCUCUCUACGUGGCAUCGCACUACAAGAAUUCACCAAACGACCUGCAGUUGUUGUCCGACGCUCCAGCUCAUCACCUCUUCUGUCUCCUGCCGCCUGUUCCCCCCACACAGAACUCACUACCUGAGGUCCUCGCUGUGGUGCAGGUGUGUCUGGAGGGAGAAAUAUCUCGGCAGUCAAUCCUGAACAGUCUGUCUCGAGGAAAGAAGGCCUCAGGUGACCUCAUUCCCUGGACGGUGUCAGAACAGUUCCAAGACUCAGAGUUUGCCGGCCUCUCAGGAGGCAGAGUGGUGCGAAUAGCCGUCAAUCCAGACUACCAAGGGAUGGGCUACGGCUCCAGAGCUCUCCAGCUGCUACAGAUGUACUAUGAGGGCAAGUUUCCCACCAUGGACGAGAACACACGUUCAAAUCACAACGAGAUCACCUCCGUCAGCAGUGAGGCUGUCAGUCUGCUGGAGGAGGUGAUCACUCCACGGAAGGAGCUCCCCCCUCUGCUGCUCAAGCUGAGUGAGAGGAGAGCAGAGAGACUGGACUAUCUAGGAGUUUCCUAUGGCCUUACUGCACAGCUGCUCAAGUUCUGGAAGAAAGUGGGCUACACUCCAGUCUACUUAAGGCAAACCCCUAAUGACCUGACAGGAGAGCACUCUUGUGUGAUGCUAAAGGAGCUGAAUACAGAUGAAGCCCCCGAGCAGAGCCAGUGGCUGUCUGCCUUCUGGAAAGAUUUCCGCCGGCGCUUCCUGUCUCUCCUCUCCUACCAAUUUGGCAGCUUCCAUCCGAGCAUGGCGCUCAGCAUCCUGCAGAAUAAGAAGUCAAAGGAGGAGACGAGCACUCUCAGCAGCUCUGAGCUGGCAGCCCAUUUCAGCCCUUACGACCUGAAACGUCUGGAGUUGUAUUCGAGGAGCAUGGUGGACUACCACCUCAUCAUGGACCUGAUCCCAACAGUGGCACGCAUCUUCUUCCUCAAGCAGCUCGGCGACACAUCUCUCUCAGCCGCACAGUGUGCAUUACUGCUGGGGAUAGGCUUACAGCACAAAUCAGUGGAACAGCUAGAGAAGGAAAUCGAACUCCCAAGCUCGCAGCUCAUGGGCCUCUUCAACCGUCUGAUCCGGAAAUUUGUGCAAGUCUUCACCAGCAUCCAAGAAAAAGCUAUUGAGGCUGAGAUGGUGGCCCACAAAGACGUUUCCAUGGAGCCGACUGUCAGAAGCCUUAAUGACGAUCUGAAUGAAGCAGCAAAGGAGUUUGAGGAGAGACACAAGCAGGAUGUAGAGAAAGUAAAGGAAAUGGACCUGGAAGAAUAUAAGAUCCGUGGAGAUGAUGAGGAAUGGGACCAGGUGUUGAAGAAAGCAGGGAACACGGCUCUCGUCAGCAUCAAGAGUAACAAGAAGAGGAAGAUAGACGGGGGAAACGCCAUAGCCAGCAACGGGGCUCCGCAGCAGGGGAAACUAAAAAAGAAGGAGAUGCAACAGGGCAAAUUCAAGAAGAACAAGGAAAAGCGUGGCAAAUUUGGAAAGAAGAUGUGACAGUAAACGGAGCUGCGUUGACAGGAAGGACAGUGCGUGGGCACAGCAGCAUCAACAUCUGUGAUCUGGAGAACUUUGGAUAUCUUGGACGGACAUACAGAUAGUGAAGACCUCACGCAGGACUGGAUAUCUGUUGAGUUGUUGUUUUUUUAAAUCCUUGACAAUUUUCUGAAUUCUGCUCCCCAGAUACACCAACAUUUCUACAUUAUGUCAUAACAAGUAUGUUGCUUUCAUUCAUUUUCACACUGUAUAUCAGCAGAAAAUACCACACUUACUCUUGUACUAAUUAAAUGUCAUUUACUUUGAAGUAUUUCAAACAUUUUUACAGUGCUCUUAGAGUUCCCUUUUAGUUGAUGUCAUGAUUUCUACAAAGACUUGUAAAACGUUAAUGGAAAGGUUUUUAAAAAGUGAAACGGGAGGUAUGUGAUUGGCUUUAGGUUCCACUGAACGGGUCACUUGAACACCUGAGGCUGCAUUUCAGUCCACUUCUGUUUGAGCUGCUGCUUCACGGCGUCUGGUGCAAAGAUGCAGUCUAUGGCCUGCUGGGAGAGCUUCCACACGGCUUCACGACUGAGACCGAAGGUGGAAGCUGCCAGCUGAUAUUCCUGAGACAAGUCUGUACAGAAGACUCCCUUAUCGUCAGUCUGGAAUGUGACAAAGAAUAAAAAUCAUUCAUGGGGAACUCUGAUUUCAUCACAAUUAAGAUUCUACAUAAUCUUAAUUCUACAUAAAUGUACAUUUUUUUUUAAAACGGGGGACUUCACCUUAGUCUGUUUACUCAUCAUGUGCUACACAGCCUAUGAAAACAAGACUUAGGUCUGAGGAGGGUCUAAUGACACGACUAUUGAGCUAUUGUGGGAGUUGUAGUUUUUUCUUUCUGAAGCUCUGACUAAAGACUAAAGCAUAUUUUGGCCUCUGCUGAAUCAAUUUUGACUUCUGUUUUUUAAUACAUCACUUUCAAGCCCCCCAACCCAAUAAAACUGCAAUACUAACAUUGCUUCACAAAGCAAGCCAUUAAUGCGUUAGGACUGGAUACUGAACCCCAAAACUUGUGAUUCCUGCCCAAAUUGUGUCCCUGGUGUGUCAAAACCAAAUGUUGGCACCAAAUGUUUUGUUACGUUCUUUGUUUUAGUUGUAUUUUGUUAAAUAUUUUACAAAUUAAAUCACGAGUUCA
Messenger RNA from Chelmon rostratus (copperband butterflyfish), 4410 nucleotides. It is a transcript of the gene nat10, whose product is annotated as N-acetyltransferase 10. Gene Ontology annotation, molecular function: 18S rRNA cytidine N-acetyltransferase activity; tRNA binding; ATP binding. The transcript is spliced from 29 exons. The record is from RefSeq and is a predicted model, not a curated record. Bases 123 to 3236 code for a protein of 1037 amino acids. Gene Ontology annotation, biological process: rRNA acetylation involved in maturation of SSU-rRNA. Gene Ontology annotation, cellular component: nucleolus; 90S preribosome. NCBI's taxonomy places the organism in Eukaryota, Metazoa, Chordata, Actinopteri, Chaetodontiformes, Chaetodontidae.